UCAAGUUCGAAUAAUCGAAAGAGACCUCGGAUGAAGAAUCAGGAGAGUGAUUUAUAUCAAACUCCAUCGGACUGGUCGGAUGAAGAGAUUAAGCGGAGUUGUGAGUUUUUGAAAAAAGUGAAAGAGUUAGAUGAUGAGACAAUCUUUGUUAAAUUUGCCAAUGCAAUGAAGUCUUAUCAAUCUAAGUCUUUAAGCUACAUCGAGGUCAAAGCCAAAGUCGCUUCCAUUCUCCGUAACCACGACGUUUUGGUCCAAGAGUUUCAUCAGCUUAUAUCGGAUUUAGCUACCAAUGAGAAAAAUUGUAAUGCGGCGAAAUCAGACGUGGAACGCACGGUUGAGUUUUUGAACAAACUCGAAGGUUUGGGGAAGGGUUUACACGGUGCGUUUCUAAAUGCGUUGGUGUUUGGCGGUGAUAUCGUAGCUUUGGUUGAACAACUUGACGUGAUUUUACACGAUCACGAGUUUCUGAAAGAAGAGUUCAAAGCGUUUUUAAUCGAUUCCCGUUUAUAUAAAAAACCAUGAUU
This is a messenger RNA of Camelina sativa (false flax), 524 nucleotides long. RefSeq lists its product as uncharacterized. Gene Ontology annotation, biological process: regulation of DNA-templated transcription. Lineage: Eukaryota; Viridiplantae; Streptophyta; Magnoliopsida; Brassicales; Brassicaceae. The record is from RefSeq and is a predicted model, not a curated record.